This is a messenger RNA of Penicillium bovifimosum, 2904 nucleotides long. RefSeq names its product aspartyl-tRNA synthetase, cytoplasmic (gene erdS). Gene Ontology annotation, biological process: aspartyl-tRNA aminoacylation. Gene Ontology annotation, molecular function: RNA binding; ATP binding; aspartate-tRNA ligase activity. NCBI's taxonomy places the organism in Eukaryota, Fungi, Ascomycota, Eurotiomycetes, Eurotiales, Aspergillaceae. Gene Ontology annotation, cellular component: cytoplasm; cytosol; aminoacyl-tRNA synthetase multienzyme complex. The transcript has a single exon. The coding region runs from base 1 to 2904 and encodes 967 amino acids. The record is from RefSeq and is a predicted model, not a curated record.
AUGUCUAUCAAACGCGCCCUAUCCAAAGCCAUCAAAGGGCACAUGGGAGGUGAGGACGAUGUCUCUGGCAAUAACGUUCGCUCAACCCUCGUGCCUCGAGCUCGUACUUCCCAGUCUCGAUCUGGUUCGCCCACCGCAUCCCCUCGCCGCAGCAUCUUAGGCACUUUCUUCCGCGACAAGAACGAUUAUGUUUCAUCCUCUGAUGAUGUCUCUGAUGAUUCCUCCACCGGUACCUUGAGCAAGAACCAACAAAAGCGGUUGGUGCGUCAGCACCGCAGAAGCGAGCGAAGCCGUCUCAGCGAGGAGACCUUCUCUGACACCGACCACCGCCGCAAGGAAGAAGAAAUUGCCAAGGCGGCCGCUGAGGAGACAGCGGAGAUGAAAGCCCGUUAUGGUGAGCUGCCCUUGAUGCAGUCCGCGACUCGACCGCGAGAAGUACGGACUCGGAUCGACGACAUCAGUGGCGCCAUGGAGGGACAGGAUGUGUUUUUCACCGCAAGAUUGCACGUUAUCCGCCGAAUGAGUGCCAAGCUGGUGUUCUUGGUAUUCCGCCAGAACCUUGGAACCUUCCAGGGUGUCCUGCAUGAACGGCCGGGAAUUACGUCUCUUGCGAUGAUCCAGUGGGUGGAGCACCUUCGGGUAGGCUCCAUUGUUACUGUCCGAGGCACCAUUCAGAAACCUGAUGUUCCUGUGAUGGGCUGCUCCAUUCAUGAUGUCGAGCUGGCUGUUGACUCUAUUCACCUCCAAGUGCAUCGUGAGGAGCCUGUUCCCUUCAGCGUUUAUGAGGCAGAGAUCCGGACAAACGAAGAAGAGAGGGCAGAGGGCCGCCGCAACCACAUCCCUGACCGCACGCGUUUGACCAACCGCAUUCUCGACCUUCGCACGGCGACCUCACAGUCUAUCUUCCGCAUACAGUCCGCGACCUGCAAUCUUUUCCGUGCUGCCCUCGACGACCGCGAGUUCAUCGAGAUCCAUACCCCGAAGCUGCAAGGCGCCGCCACUGAGUCUGGAGCGAGUGUCUUCCAGGUGAACUACUUUGGCCGUCCUGCUUUCCUCGCUCAGUCGCCUCAGCUGGCCAAGCAGAUGGCCAUUGCUGCUGAUUUUGGUCGCGUCUACGAAAUUGGUGCCGUCUUCCGUGCCGAGAACUCCAAUACUCAUCGGCAUCUUACAGAAUAUACUGGACUGGAUAUUGAGAUGGCCAUUGAAGAGCACUACCAUGAGAUGCUCGAGACUCUUGAUGCGGUGAUCAAGAACAUUCUCAAGGGCAUUUACACCAAGCACCGCCGUGAAGUCGAGCUUGUGAAGUCCCAGUUUCCUUCCGAGGAUGUUGUGUGGCUAGAGGAGACACCCAUCAUCCGCUUCGCCGAUGGCAUCGAGAUGCUGAAUGACUCAGGCUGGCGGAAUGAAGAGGGCGAGCUUCUGCCUCCAGAUGAGGACUUGGCUACUCGUGAUGAGAUUCGCCUCGGCGAGCUUGUCAAGGAGAAAUAUGGCACCGAUUACUACGUUCUCGACAAGUUCCCUCGCAGUGCACGUCCCUUCUAUACCAUGCCCGAUGCCGAAGACGACAGGUACACCAACUCAUUCGACAUGUUUAUUCGUGGACAAGAGAUUGUUUCCGGUGGCCAACGUAUUCAUGAUCCUCAGAUGCUCGAGGAGAGUAUGCGUCGUGUGGGCAUCAAUCCGGAGGAUAUGGAGGAGUAUCUCGAGGGUUUCCGCUGGGGUGCUCCUCCCCACGCGGGUGCUGGAGUUGGCUUGGAACGCAUGGUUAUGCUUGUUUUGAAGCUGGGCAACAUCCGACUUACGUCAAUGUUCCACCGCGACCCUAAGAGUUUGCCGGCCAAGCCCAUCGCGGAAAGGCUGCGUCACCCAGAAUCAUCGACCACUGAGCCCUCAUGGUGGCAUGAUCACAAGGCUCGGCCAGCUACGGACGUCGGUGAGCUGCAGCCUUUGGAACAUCUGGUUGCGAACUAUGGCGAUGCUACGUCAACGUCCUGGUUCGAUGAGCGCUUCAAGAUUUGGCGUGACAUGCUCACUGGCGCAGCUGUUGCCUACGUUCCCAGUUCUAACAACUACGCAAUCAUACCCGGCAAUCCAGCUUGUGACCGGAAGCAGUAUACCCGCACAAUCACCCAAUUCUUGCAGUGGCUGCGUCGCGAGACCAAGCUCAAGCCUGUGUGGAUUUUGUGUUCUCCCGAAGUUGAAACUAUUCUCGGUGAGCGACUCGGCUGGCGCAGUUUGUCAUGUAUUGCCGAGGAGCGCGUCGAUCCAUCGCGCAACCAGGCUGCUUCUGAUGGCGAGAUUGCGCGGAAGUUGCGUCGCGCUGAAAGCGAGGGAAUCAAGCUUGUUUCCAUGAACCAAGGCGAGAUGGUGCCUGAUGACAUCCGCGCAAAGAUCGAUGAGCGUAUCAACCAAUGGUUGUCCAACCGCAAGGGCACGCAGGUGCACCUCUCUCUCAUCCGUCCUUGGUACGAUUCCGAGCACCGUUGGUACUUCUAUGCGCUCGACAAGAACGGUACUAUCUGUGCCUUUGUCGCCCUGGCCAUGCUGUCUCCUGCCCAUGGUAUGCAAGUCAAGUACAGUCUCGAUUUCCCUGGCGCACCAAACGGUGUCAUCGAGUACAUUGUCACGCACGCCAUCCAGACAGCCGCCAAAAGCGGCGUCCCCAGCCUCACGUUCGGCGCUGGCGCCACUUCCCAGCUCAUUCCUGGCCACAACAUGGGCGGCACCAAGGUCAAGAUGCUGGAGCACACCUACGACGCCCUCGCUAAGCAGUUCCACCUUGUUCGCAAGAGUGAAUUCCGUGCUAAGCUCGGUGCCACCGAGGAUCCGCUGUAUAUCUCUUACCCGUCCCGCGGUCUGGGUUCCAAGGGUAUCCGUGCGAUCCUGAACUUCUUUGAGGAUUAA